GAGAGGAGCAGGUCAGCAGGGUGGACAGGUUUAGAAUGGUGAUUAUGACGGAGGACGUGGAUGGAUUUUAUCCUGGUGCUGACUGGCAUGCUGAUGGGGAACAGGUGUGGGUGAAGGCCAAGUGAGAGCAGGUGAAUAGUCAUUGCAGUGGUCAUGGUUGCCACAGAGUUGUGUAUUCAGAUCUGUUCUGAAAGCGUCUCCUGUUCCCUCUCACACCACAGCUCCACAUUCUAGCAGCUGCCUUUCGUGAUCCACGCUCUACAGACGUCUGCACAGAGAGCACAGAGACAAUUUCCCUGCUUGCGCACAGAUGAAAAGCAUGAAGCAGAUAGUGAUUCUGAUGACUCUCAUAAGUGGUGUCUUCACCGCUCCAUUUGUGAAGGGGGAGCAGGCCACAAAAUUUUUACGUAUAAAGAGACAGUCUGGCUUCUGGGAUCCCAAUUAUUCUCAGAACCAAUGGGGUUACACCAUACAAGAGCAGGCAAAUGAAUACUGGACUGAUCUGAGAGCAAAUGCUCAAUACUACAUGGACAUGGGAAUCCUGGUAUUUGACCGUUCUGUGGCUGAUGAGAACAGUAGGCUCUACAUGGAUAUGCUGAGGAAUGUAAGAGCACAGCUGGAUGCACACACAGGCCAACAGUGAUUGAUAUGGACAAAACCAUUGACUAAUUGAGUCAAUGGAGAGUGCUGAGGCUGCUUUGCUGAUCUAAGGGAUGUGAGCAGGACAGCAGCCAAUAUUUUUUUUGCAUAGAGUUCUCUCAGAGAUUGCAAUUAAUUAGUUUGCAGAAAUGCUUUUUAUACAUUGUGCAGUAUGGAGGACUAGGAGAGCCACUUUAAAAUAAAAUAAAGAAAUUGGUUUAUUAAGUAAUUAUUAAAUAUGUAUGAGAUAACAAGAAAAGUGAUUUGCAAAUGCAUUAAAUGCAUUAAAAAGUUGAA
Molecule: messenger RNA, 936 nt
Organism: Megalobrama amblycephala (Wuchang bream)
Lineage: Eukaryota; Metazoa; Chordata; Actinopteri; Cypriniformes; Xenocyprididae
Exons: 7
Coding region: 311-643 (110 amino acids)
Source: RefSeq, a predicted model, not a curated record